AUGCAAAGAAACUCGAAUCGACGCAUUUUCUGUUUUUCACCCCACACAACGCUCUCCGUGAUUUAUCUCUGUGUCGAAGCUAUUCGCAAGCCCAUUGUUGCGGCAAACCUGUCCGUGAUUUUGAAGCACGGAAUCGAUUUAUAAGCGCACGCCUAGAAAAACAAACCGUUUCGUGAAUGAAGAUGGGCCGUGGGCGCGAGCCGAAAUCGGUUAACGCAUCAUCUGAUAGAUCCGAGAGUAGCGGCGAGGAAGAGUUUGUGGUAGAGAAAAUCGUGGACCGCCGUGAAAGAAAGGGGAAGGUGGAAUAUCUGCUUAAAUGGAAGGGCUACGGAUCAGACUCUAAUAGCUGGGAGCCGAGCGAGAACCUCGACUGCCCGGAGCUGAUCAAAGCGUUCGAGGUGGCGCGGGAGGCAGCGAAAAAAGAAUCCGGCAAGGAGAAAGACCCGAAAAGGCGCGAAAAUCGCACAUCGACCGGCACCACCUCGAACAGGAAGAAGAAGGACGGCGACUCGGAAGGAGAGAACAUUGAUGCUGCCACGGACGAUGAGGAGCACGAGCGGGAUGACAAUGGCUCAGCCAGAUCGCCAAAAUCCAAAACAACCGACACGGAAGAAAUUGUGAAGGGAUUUGAUAAAGGCUUCGUUGCGGAGAGAAUUCUGGGCGCAACUGAGGUUAAUAAUACGCUGCUGUUCUUAGUGCAGUGGAAGGAUCACGACAAAGCGCAGUUAGUUAUGUCGAAGGACGCCCGGAUGCACUGUCCGCAGCUCGUGAUUGAUUUCUAUGAAGAGCGUUUGAUCUGGACGCCGUCCACAGGCGACAAAGGGGAUUCUGACCAGUGAAUUCACAUUUUCUCCUGUUGCUGAACUCGUUUGUAGUAAAAACGGUGCUUAUCAAGCAGCAGGAACAUUUUAUUGUCAAACUUAUGUUUUAAGAACUGUAAUAAAGAAGAAAGCCUAUGUCGAG
Molecule: messenger RNA, 963 nt
Organism: Anopheles cruzii
Lineage: Eukaryota; Metazoa; Arthropoda; Insecta; Diptera; Culicidae
Product: chromobox protein homolog 3-like
Exons: 2
Coding region: 177-839 (220 amino acids)
Biological process (GO): negative regulation of transcription by RNA polymerase II; chromatin organization
Cellular component (GO): pericentric heterochromatin; nucleus
Molecular function (GO): chromatin binding
Source: RefSeq, a predicted model, not a curated record